AGCUCGGUGGUCUUUUUAGUAGCUCUUCUACUACCUUUCCUGUUUUCCCUUCCGCUUGCCUUUCUUAUUUGCACUCUCCUCCUAUCCAAUUCUGAUUCCUUUUGUUUCUUCUUUGGUUAUUCGCUUUCACGCACGCACUGAAGUUCGACCUUUAUUAUUAUCCAUCGCAGCACGUACGGGCCACCACAGCGGGAGCAUGAGUAACGCUCGUCGCAAGACUGGCGAUCUCCCGGAAGGUGCGCAGCGCGAAGGCCGCUCGCAGGAGGCCGCCGCACCGGCGUUCGCAGAUCCCCAUGCAGGGGAAAGCGAUGAGAGGGCAAAGGCGGACAAGUACAGCGACCGCCUGCGCAUCAACCUGUCCACCAUUGACGUGGAGCCGUCCGGCGUGUCGGAGGUGCUGCUCGACGGCGAUCUCCUACACGGCAGGGACACCUCCCCCACAGCCGCAAAGGGCGCGGAGGAGGGCGUGCUCGAGGUGGGAGAGGGCGACGAGCAGCAGCAACCUCCGCACAAACGCCCAAGUGCAUUUCGCCGGUUCUUCCACGCCAUUGUACACUACUUCAACAUCGUCGUUCCUUUUGGCGGCUUCCUCGCCUCCUCCUUCAACCUCGCCUCGGCCACCCUCGGCGCCGGCAUCAUCUCCGUCCCCUCCGGUUUCAACCUGAGCGGCAUCAUCAUGUCCUGCGUGUAUUUGGUCCUGGCGGCUGCCGGUACGGUGUACUCGAUGAAUCUGCUGGCGAAGGUGAUGAUCAAGACCGGGCUGCGCACCUACGCGCAGUCUGCGCGAGUCCUGCUCGGCCGCGGCGUGGACAUUUUCCUUGCCAUUCUCAUCAUCAUCCAGUGCUUUGGCGGCUCGGUCGCCUACGUCAUCGCGACCAGCACGCUGCUGAGCCCCAUUCUCGCCGUGGAGAGCUCGCCCGCGUACCUCAAGAAGAAGUCCGGCAACCGCCUCAUCACAUCCAUUGUCUGGCUCUGCUGCAUGCUACCGCUUGUCUUUCCCAAGAAGGUAAACUCGCUGCGCUACGUCUCCACGUUUGGCGUCUCCUUCAUUGUGUACUUUGUGAUCUGCAUGGUGGCGCACUCCGCCACCCACGGCCUGAACGACCCGGCGAUUCGGGCGGAGAUGAAGACGAUGCGCACCGGCAACGAAGCCCUCGAGGGCCUUGGCGUCUUCCUCUUCAGCCUGAUGGUGCAGCUCAACGCCUUCGACAUCUUCUUCGAGAUGCAGCACAAGACGGUCUUUCACUUUACCCUCUACACCACCUGCGCCUCCGGCACGUGUGUGCUCCUCUACAUCCUGGCCGGCGUCUUCGGCUACGCCGACUUCGGCGACCGCGUCCGCGACUCUGUCCUCUCCCUGUACGACCCGGUCACCGAGCCGUACAUGGCGGUGGGUUACAUCGGCAUCAUCAUCAAGAUCUGCGUCGCCUUCGCCCUGCACAUGAUCCCCUUCCGCGACGCCAUCUACCACUUUCUACGCUGGACGCCGGAGGAGGUGCCGUACUGGAAGCACUGCCUCGUCAUGGCCAUCCCCGCCACGGCGGCGCUGCUGUGCGGCCUCUUCAUCCCGACCAUCAACACGGUGCUGGGUCUGCUAGGGUCCUUCUGCGGCGGCAUCAUCGGCAUGAUGAUGCCGGCCCUCUUCCACAUGUACUCCGGCAACUUUACGCUGCGCGAGAUUGGAUGGCUGAACUACUGUGCGACCUACCUGCUGCUGAUCGGUGGCGUGGUGUCUGUUGUGUUCGGCACCGUGACCACCAUCUACAGCACCGUCGGCAGCUCCUUCGUGUCCUAA
Leptomonas pyrrhocoris is the source of this 1795-nucleotide messenger RNA. RefSeq names its product putative amino acid transporter aATP11. NCBI's taxonomy places the organism in Eukaryota, Euglenozoa, Kinetoplastea, Trypanosomatida, Trypanosomatidae. Bases 197 to 1795 code for a protein of 532 amino acids. Gene Ontology annotation, biological process: amino acid transmembrane transport. Gene Ontology annotation, molecular function: amino acid transmembrane transporter activity. The transcript has a single exon. The record is from RefSeq and is a predicted model, not a curated record.